Molecule: messenger RNA, 1989 nt
Organism: Paraglomus brasilianum
Lineage: Eukaryota; Fungi; Glomeromycota; Glomeromycetes; Paraglomerales; Paraglomeraceae
Source: the annotation of a GenBank genome assembly
AUGCCAGCAAAGAAUCAGGCUGCUGCAAACCGGACAUCGCCUCGCGGAGGUAAACGGAGAGCACAAGAACAGACUAAUGGUUACGGAAGCAGCGCUGAUGAGUCACGUAAAUACGUUGCUUAUCUAAGGGAGAGGCCAUAUGAUUCAGAUCCCUUUGAGGACUUUGACUUUUCGAGAGAGGAGGCAUAUUUUAGAGAGCUAAUCGGAGAGGAAGAUUCGUUGUCUAGUCAAACUCCUACGAUCGCCGAAUUACCCGAAUUACCGCACGGGGACACUUUUUUGUCUAAUGGAGAUAACGAAUCCGUAUUACUAUCACGAGAUAUUACUCCCGAGCCAACGCAGCAAUUGAGUGAUAAAAACAAACAGCAGCGUGCGGGAGAAUUGCUAUUUGCUGCCGGUGGAUGGUUGACGAUUCCUCCGGCUUAUUUACUCUCUGCAAUUGGUUUCUGUCUGUUUGCAUCGAGAUGGUUCGCUGAAAAAACGUAUGAAUUCAUACUGAACAAUAUAACAGCCAUACCAGAGCAAUCAACAUCAACAGCCUUGGUACCAUCAACAGCCUUGGUACCGACAACAUCACCAUCGACAACACUAGUAGAAACAACAGAGAUAAGUUUACAAAAAGAUGCCCCCCGAAACAGUUACAGAUUUGGUCUCAUACUGUUAGCAAUACUGGGAGUACUUCUUGCUAUGUCCUAUUUACCGUUCAAAAAUAAAGAAAUGAGUAUAGGAGAUUUUAUGCGUUCUAUUCCAUUUAAACCACACUUCUGGUCGGACAAUUCAGAACGCAAGUUUGUCAUUCCAGUUACUCUAAAUGGUAGCGAUGGUGAGACUGCGCUUGAUGGUGCUGUCGAUCCCAGCCAACGGGAAGACCUCGUCCUUACAUACGACGAUCUGCGACUAUUUAUUGCCGAUGAAGUAAGAACAUCUUGUAUGAACGGUGAUAAUUCAGCCAAGACGAUCGGCCAAUCGGUUGAUCCCCGUACCGCUGAAUUACGUGGAAUUAUAUCAGAUGAAGUAAAGUCAUUCUGUACAAGCGAAGUCAAGGACAGAGUGAAGAAUGAAGUCAAAGCGGAAGUCAAGGAAGUCGUUGAAAAAGAGAUAACGCAAGCCAAGAAACUUCGAGCUACUUACAAGGGAACUGAUUUGGUCGACAUAAUAAGACAAGAAUCACAGAAAGUCAUUGAAGAGGCACUGCUGGUAUUCUCACAGGAUAAACUGAAUAGACCUGAUUUUGCGUUGCAUUCUGCUGGAGCUAAAGUAAUUAGCAGAAUCACAAGUAAGACAUAUGAAGUAUGGCCCGAGAAGUGGUUUGCAAAGUUGUUUGCUUACAUGUCAGGGCAGGGCAUACUUAGAGGUAAACCACCAGUAACAGCACUAUCACCAGACACGAACGUUGGUCAAUGCUGGCCGUUCCCAGGGCGAGAGGGUCAGCUAGCAGUCCUGCUAAGCAGAAAAGUAUAUGUCACUGCUGUUACGUAUGAUCACGUGAGUAAACAUAUUGGAGUUGAUGUAACGAGUGCGCCCAGAGACUUUGAAGUAUGGGGGAUAGUUAAUGAUGGGAAAUACGGAAGAGAUGAGCGAGUACCGGAUGAAGAUGAUGAAGAAGAAGACAUAUUUAUGGAGUCAAAGGACGACGAGUGCGGCGUGCGUGAAGAUGGAGAGUAUGUUCCUUAUAAAAGUGCAAGUAUUAAUGCAGCUACAAAUGCCGAACCUACUAAAUGGAGUGAUCUUGAUCCUACCAUUGAGAAUCUUGCCUCUAGUGAAUUACGUUUGGGUACAUCUACAUUGCAUCUGUUUUUGGGUCGAUACACAUAUGAUAUUAAUGGAAAUCCCGUACAGACAUUCGAAGUACCCGAGAGCAUUAAGCAACGCAAUAAGCCGGUCACUGCUGUCGUUAUGAAAGUGCUUAACAAUUGGAGCAAGGAUACGUUCACUUGUUUGUACAGAUUUCGCGUUCAUGGCGAUCCUGUGGAUAAGAACGAGAUCUGA